UGGCGUCUCUAGCUUUUCUUUGUUUUAUUCGGCAACUACCCACCGCUGUACAAUUUUGAAUGAUAAUGCCGCGUUAGUCAAAGCAAAUUCCUACAAUCAGUAUGAAAACAUGGCUUUCUCUAUCAUUCAUAGCACUGGGAAAACUUCGCAAUCUUUCUGAAAAUCCUUGCCUUCAGAAUUAACUCUUCUUCUCUUCUGCUAUAAUCCACCAAUGGAAUUCGUGGCUUCAGUAUUGGGGUCAGUAGUUGCAGAAGCUUGUCGACAUCUUUGUGGGUUUCCCUGUUCUAAAUUUAGUAAUCCCUUCAAAUUCAAAUCAAACGUUAAUGAUCUCGAAAAGGAGAUUCAGCAUCUAACUGAUCUGAGAUCUGAAGUGGAAAAUGAGUUUAAUUUUGAGUCGGUUUCAACGACACGAGUAAUUGAGUGGCUUACGGCGGUUGGAGGGGUAGAGAGUAAGGUUAGUUCAACGACAACAGAUUUAUCAGCCAACAAAGAGAAGUGUUACGGUGGAUUUGUAAAUUGCUGUCUGCGUGGUGGGGAAGUGGCAAAGGCCCUCAAGGAGGUACGAAGACUUCAAGCCGAUGGAAAUUCCAUCGCCAACAUGGUCGCUGCCCAUGGUCAAUCAAGAGCAGUGGAGCACAUACCAGCCCAAUCAAUUGAAGAUCAACCAACAGCUUCCCAAAAUUUGGCCAAAAUUUUGCAUCUUCUGGAGGAUGGUGUUGGGAGUAUAGGCGUUUGGGGUAUGGGGGGAGUGGGCAAAACCACUCUGGUAAAGAACUUGAACAACAAGCUCGGGAAUUCUUCUUCAACCCCACCUUUUGGCAUGGUCAUAUGGGUUACUGUGUCCAAGCAGCUGGACUUGAUGAGGAUCCAAACCCGAAUUGCUGAGAGAUUGAGCAUGGGAGUGGACAAGAAUGAUAGCACGGAGAAUGUGGCUAUUAAAUUGCAUCGGAGGCUGAAGCAGCAAAACAAGUUUCUCCUCAUUCUGGAUGAUGUUUGGGAGGGAAUUGAUUUGGAUGCUUUGGGUGUCCCACGGCCUGAAGUUCAUCCGGGUUGUAAGAUCAUACUGACAACUCGAUUUAGAGACGUUUGUCGAGAGAUGAAGACUGAUGUAGAAUUUAAAAUGAAUGUCCUAAAUGACGCAGAAGCUUGGUAUUUGUUCUGUAAAAGCGCAGGCAAGGUGGCCACCUUACGACAUAUCAAGCCAUUAGCAAAGGCAGUAGCUAAAGAAUGUGGUGGAUUGCCCUUGGAAAUAAUUAUCAUGGGGACAUCUAUGAGGGGAAAAACAAAGGUUGAGCUCUGGAAUAAUUCCUUGAACCAACUUCAAAGUUCACUGCCAUAUAGCAUCAAAGGAAUCGAGGCUAAGGUUUAUAGGCCCUUAAAGUGGAGCUACGACUCCUUGCAAGAAGGUCUCAUAGAUAAUCAAAAGAACUAUGAUGAUAUACACAAUACGGGAAUUGCUUUGGUUGAAUCUUUGAAGGACUGUUGUUUGCUGGAAGAUGGUGACUUUAAGGACACUGUGAAAAUGCAUGAUGUAGUUCGUGAUGUUGCCUUAUGGAUUGCAUCCUCCUUGGAGGAUGAAUGUAAAUCCCUCGUUCGCUCGGGAGUGAGCUUGAGUCAUAUUUCACCAGUUGAAUUAUCGGGGCCCCUCAAGAGAGUUUCUUUCAUGCUCAACAGUUUAAAAAGUCUACCCAAUUGUGUGAUGCAGUGUUCAGAGGUAUCAACUUUGCUUCUACAAGAUAAUCCCCUGCUUCGCAGAGUUCCAGAGGACUUUUUUGUGGGAUUUCUGGCGCUCAAGGUCUUGAAUAUGAGCGGGACCCAUAUCCGUAGGCUGCCUCUUUCCCUUCUCCAACUUGGACAACUCCACAGUCUUCUUUUACGGGAUUGCAUUUAUCUUGAAGAAUUGCCCCCACUGGGAAGCCUUAAUAGACUGCAAGUGCUCGACUGUAAUGGCACUGGUAUUAAGGAGUUGCCAAAUGAGAUGGAACAGUUGAGCAACUUAAGGGUAUUAAACCUGUCACGAACUGACUACUUGAAAACUAUUCAAGCAGGGGUAGUAUCAGAGUUGUCCGGGCUAGAGAUUCUAGACAUGACCCAUAGUAAUUACAAAUGGGGUGUGAAAGAGGGACAGGCAUCAUUGGAGGAGCUAGGAUGCCUUGAGCAGUUAAUUUUUUGUUCAAUUGGGUUGGAUAGAAACACCUGUACUGCCUCGGAGGAGCUUGUUUGGAUAACAAAAUUGAAACGCUUCCAAUUUCUUAUGGGCUCAACCGAUUCCAUGAUUGACAAACGAACCAAAUACAAGGAAAGGGUAGUGAUCUUCAGUGAUCUUGAUCUCUCUGGAGAAAGGAUUGGAGGGUGGUUAACUCAUGUGGAUGCCCUGGAUUUGGAUUCUUGCUGGGGACUAAAUGGGAUGCUUGAAACCUUGGUCACAAACAGCGUUGGUUGCUUUUCUUGUUUGAAGAAACUGACCAUUUCCCAUUCUUACAGCAGCUUUAAGCCCGCAGAAGGACAUGGUGCUCAGUAUGACCUGCUACCUAAUCUAGAGGAGAUUCACCUUCAUUUUCUCAAACAUUUACAUAGCAUUUCAGAAUUAGUUGAUCAUCUUGGACUAAGAUUCUCAAAACUAAGAGUCAUGGAGGUAACCCGCUGCCCCUACUUAGACCAUCUCCUCGAUUGUGGUGGUGUUAUUUUAACCUUAGAGAACCUGGAAGACCUAAAGGUAUCGUCCUGUCCCGAGGUAGUUGAGCUCUUCAAAUGCAGUUCACUAUCGAACUCAGAGGCCGAUCCAAUUGUUCCUGGCCUACAGAGAAUAAAGUUGACAGACCUUCCCAAAUUAAAUAGCUUAAGCAGACAACGGGGGACAUGGCCGCAUCUAGCUUAUGUUGAAGUGAUAGGUUGUGACAGCCUCAAGAAAUUACCUCUCAGUAAGAGAAGUGCAAAUGCCCUGAAAGAAAUAGUAGGCGAAUUGGAGUGGUGGAACCGAUUGGAGUGGGAUCGGAUUGAUAUCCAGUCCAAACUUCAGCCCUUUUUUAAAGAACAGAGGCCAUACUGAUGACAAGUUGAAGAGGAAGUUUUAGGGAGAUGAUAAGGGGCUAUGAGACUAUGAGUUCUAUCCAGGCCAUUGGUCUGGUGAGCUGCUCUUGUUAGAAAAUUGUUGCCUCAUUUCAGCUUUCUUGUUCAGUUCCUUUCGUUGUUUAUGGUUGUUGUUUGUGAUUGUUAACUUGUGCCUAUUUCAGAGACUAUGUCUAUUUGCACAUUGCUUAUUUAGGGGUAUCUUCUUGGGCUGUC
Messenger RNA from Vitis vinifera (wine grape), 3285 nucleotides. Its product is annotated as disease resistance protein At4g27190. The record is from RefSeq and is a predicted model, not a curated record. The coding region runs from base 212 to 3049 and encodes 945 amino acids. Gene Ontology annotation, molecular function: ADP binding. The transcript has 2 exons. Lineage: Eukaryota; Viridiplantae; Streptophyta; Magnoliopsida; Vitales; Vitaceae.